Messenger RNA from Endocarpon pusillum Z07020, 1572 nucleotides. RefSeq lists its product as uncharacterized. Gene Ontology annotation, cellular component: membrane. The transcript is spliced from 4 exons. Gene Ontology annotation, molecular function: transmembrane transporter activity. Lineage: Eukaryota; Fungi; Ascomycota; Eurotiomycetes; Verrucariales; Verrucariaceae. Gene Ontology annotation, biological process: transmembrane transport. Bases 1 to 1572 code for a protein of 523 amino acids. The record is from RefSeq and is a predicted model, not a curated record.
AUGGAUGCUCACAAAAUGCUGUCGGUCAAGACGGCACAAGCAUCGAUCGGCGAGAAGCAGGGAUAUUCUAGCACCUACAACGGUGCCAGGACUGAUGGCACAAGGAAUACCCAGACCAGAGUGCGAAGAUUAUUCAGCUUCGCCCAAAUCUUCUUCUUCGCACUCAGCUAUAUGUCUUCAUGGGAGGCUAUGUCAACAAACAUUGGACUGAUAUUUUGGAAUGGCGGUCCGCGCGCCCUUGUCUGGGGUUUCUUCGUUGUCAUCCCUGGAGUGCUCUGUCAAGUCGCCUCACUUGCAGAGAUGUCAUCUGUCCAACCGAUAGCGGGUGCGCAAUAUCACUGGACACACUACCUGGCACCACCGCGAUACCGCAGAUUUAUUACCUGGAUUCAAGGCUGGAUUACAUGGUUCUCUUGGAUCUCUCUGCUGGCAGGUGUCGUCAAUAUCGCCGCCAACAUCAUUUUGACCUUGGCCGCUGCACAAUACCCCACCUAUAUAACUCAAGGCUGGCAUGUCGUUUUGACAAUGGCUGCCCUGCUUCUCGUUCAAGGCCUGUUGAACACGCACAUCUUCUGGAUUAUCCCUUGGGUCGAAUUCGCCGCUGGUCUAUUGCACAUCAUCCUCUGGAUUGUCUUCGCCUCGGUCCUCAUUACGCUCGCUCCUCGACACUCGGCGAAUUUUGUGUUCUUCAACAAGUCAAAUCUCUCCGGGUGGAAUGACGAUUAUAUCUCGUUCAACCUCGGAGUUAUCCUCGUUACCUGGGGAUUCGUCGGCUUUGACUGCGCCGUUCAUAUGUCCGAAGAAGUCCGCAGGGCCCGUCACGCCGUUCCGCGCGCCAUGUUCUGGUCCAUCUGCAUCAACAGUGUUCUUGCGUUCGCUAUGACCUUGAUCCUCCUCUUCUGCCUCGGCGAUGUCGCUGCCUUUAUGGAUUCUUCCUACCCACUCCUUGCCAUCUGCAUCGGAGCUACAGGAUCUGUGGUCGGUGGCUCGGCCAUGGUUGGUGCUAUCUUGAUCACCGUCAUUGCUGUGUCUCUUGGCUCAGUCGCCUCUGCCUCCCGCCUCACCUGGGCAUGGUCCCGCGAUGGUGCUCUCCCUGCCUACUUCUCGGUCAUUGAUUCCAGGCACCGCGUCCCUGUGCGCUCUGUCUGGCUACCAAUCUUUAUCGUCAUACUGCUCUCGCUGCUAAACCUGGCCAGUUACACCGCCUUCAGUGUCAUCAUCGCUCUCUCGACUCUUGGUCUCUACCAAUCCUAUAUCCUUGCCAUCUCAUGCAUGCUUUACGCGCGCCUGAAAGGCCGUCUCGAAGCUGGCGGAUGGUCUCUUGGCCAUUGGGGCGUUCCAAUCAACAUCUAUGCCAUGAUUUAUUCCCUCUACAUCAGCAUCUUCCUGGUGUUUCCCAACUACAUGCCUAUUGAUUCUAGCAACAUGAACUAUGCACUGCCAAUCAAUGCGGCUGUGUUCUUGUUUGCGGUCAUUUCAUGGUUUGCUUGGGCCAGGAAGAACUGGAAGGGACUGAACAAGGAAGUUGUGGAUGCUGUUGUAGCUGAUUCAAAUCGCAACACAAAGGACUAG